Molecule: messenger RNA, 261 nt
Organism: Rotaria socialis
Lineage: Eukaryota; Metazoa; Rotifera; Eurotatoria; Philodinida; Philodinidae
Source: the annotation of a GenBank genome assembly
AUGAGCCAACCACCACAACAACGAGUACUACCAGCACGACUAGCACCUCGACAACAUCAACCGCAACAACAACUACAGCAACGACCACGACAACUACAACAACAACGACUACAACUACGACGGCCACGACGACAACUACAACUACUACUACCACUUCAACGACAACUACUACGACCACCACUACCACAACAUCAACGACAAGUACCACGACAACAUCCACAACAACGACGACUCAAACUACAUCAACAAGUGACUAUUUGA